This is a messenger RNA of Durusdinium trenchii, 735 nucleotides long. Lineage: Eukaryota; Dinophyceae; Suessiales; Symbiodiniaceae. The record is from the annotation of a GenBank genome assembly.
GAUCCACGAGAGGAAGCGGAGCCCGUCGUAUUCAGGCGGCCCGGAGUGGAUGAUCUGGAGUUGAAGGGUUGGAAGAAAGUUUAUCGCAAGGAUCCGGCCACGGAGGUGGUUGAUGAAAUUUAUGUGGGUCCGAAUGGACAAGUGCGUCCAGACCUUUUGGCUGCCUUUGAAGAAUACCAAGGACGUGAGAGGAAGAAUGCCGGACAGGCGUUGAGCUAUGUGCAAGAACUCCUCAAACUGCAUGCUGUCACGGAGAUGGUUGUGCCGACUGACACGGACGCCAGCGUUGCUACGAAUCUGCAGUGUUUGCAAGCAGAUGGCCAAGAGGUAGCUGUGAAGACCACGAGCAAUGUGGAAGCCAAACGUUUGGCCGUGACAUCAUCCAGUCUGGAAGACUACCUCUUUCGUGGCGAUCAUCCUUUGUUGGCAGGCAUGAGUUGGGCCACGUAUGGAACCUGGGUAUACCGUGUGGAAUUGGCACGGGGCGCAGACAAGUCGGUGAAGUCGGCCAUACCUCGGUUUGUUGAUAUUUAUUUCGAUUGCUCGUACAAGCUCUACAACAGUCAUGCGCAGCGGAUCUCCAGUGAACCGCGUGUGCCUAUGUUCGAAGGCUUCACCAUGCCGCCGCUGACACACGACAGCGAGCGGAACGCCAUGUACAAGCAAGUACAGUGCCGACCAGUAGGAGUCCAUCUGGUGAAAGAGGUCGAUGUUCAACACACUCAGGAAGAGUUG